CAACCUCUAGAUAGGGGUAAUUACCCUCUCCAGACUCCACGUGUGGGAUUUCACUGGGUUUGUUGUUGUUGUUGCUGUGAGACAUCCUCAGAAGUGAAAGUCCACCAAAUGUUAUAGUGUGAACCUCUAGAUAGGGGUAAUUACCCUCCCCAGACCCCACGUGUGAGAUUUCACUGGGUUUGUUGUUGUUGCUGCUGAGAGACAUCCUCAGAAGUGAAAGUCCACCAAAUGUUACAGUGUGAAUCUAUAAUGAAAUAACAUAGUUUUGUUUACUACUGUUAAGUAAAACUGAGUACACUUAAUAUUCUAGAUGCUUCUGUUUUUUUCAUUAUAAACAAGAAGUAGCAAUGCAGAAAACAUGACUAACAAAUGGACCAACUUACUUCCAAACAACAACUGAAUCACAAACAUUGUGUGUCACUUCCUCCUAUAACUCUAUGAAAUCAUACAAUUCCAGUUUGAUUAAUAGCUUAAACAUGGAGAAGAGGAUCCAACUGAUAAGAAGUCAGCUUUUUGUACAACGUCCAUACUUGUUUCUUCUUUCAGUAGCCUUUGCUUUCCUUGUUACAGAUCCAUUCGGUUUAAGUCCAGUCGGAGAAAAUGACUUUAGGCCAGUGAAGAAUGACAUUGCACCAUAUGAACAAGUCAUGGAAAGUUGGCAUGGAGACAAGAAAAGCCGGUUAAGCCGCGGAAAUUUGGAGUUUGUUAAUGAAAUUUAUGGUCCUGAAUCACUAGAAUUUGAUAUUUCAGGCCGUGGACCAUAUGCUGGACUAGCUGAUGGACGCAUUGUAAGGUGGCUCGGGGAAGACAUUGGCUGGGAAACAUUUGCACUUGUCACUCAUAACUGGUCGGAGAAGCUGUGUGCAAAAGGGAAAGAUUCAACGACGUCUAAGCAAUGGAAAGUGGAACCACAAUGUGGGAGGCCGCUUGGCCUGAGGUUCAACAAGCAGAGCGGCGAUUUGUACAUAGCAGAUGCUUACCAUGGACUCCUGGUUGUUGGUCCUGAAGGAGGCGUCGCGACGCCCUUGGCUACACAUGUCGAGGGGAAGCCCAUACUCUUCGCCAACGACCUUGAUAUCCAUACAAAUGGCUCCAUCUUCUUCACUGAUACUAGCAAGAAAUACAACAGAGUGAACCAUUUUCUCAUAAUGUUAGAAGGAGAAGACAGUGGUAGGAUUCUUAGGUAUGAUAUUGCUACAAGAAGUACUCAUGUUGUUUUGGAUGGAUUGGCUUUCCCUAAUGGUGUACAAUUAUCAAAGGAUCAAUCUUUUCUUCUCUUCACUGAAACAACCAAUUGUCGGCUAAUGAAAUUGUGGCUAGAGGGUCAAAAAGCAGGCAAUGUUGAGGUUAUCGCGAACUUGCCAGGAUUUCCCGACAAUGUAAGGGCGAACGAGAAAGGUGAGUUUUGGGUGGCGAUUGAUUGUUGUCGAACAAGAUCACAAGAAGUUCUAAUUCAUAAUCCAUGGAUGAGAAGCAUAUAUUUUAGAUUGCCAGUUCAAAUGCGUUACUUAGCAAGAUUGAUGGGAAUGAGAAUGUACACUGUUAUCUCACUCUUCAAUGAAAAUGGAGAAAUUAUUGAUGUUCUUGAAGAUAAGAAAGGUGUAGUUAUGAAGUUAGUAAGUGAAGUUAGAGAAAUCAAUGGGAAGCUAUGGAUUGGAACUGUUGCUCAUAACCAUAUUGCUACCCUUCAUUACCCUUAAUUAGAGAUUAAA
This is a messenger RNA of Nicotiana tabacum (common tobacco), 1712 nucleotides long. RefSeq names its product protein STRICTOSIDINE SYNTHASE-LIKE 13-like. Gene Ontology annotation, molecular function: hydrolase activity. Lineage: Eukaryota; Viridiplantae; Streptophyta; Magnoliopsida; Solanales; Solanaceae. Gene Ontology annotation, cellular component: endomembrane system. The record is from RefSeq and is a predicted model, not a curated record.